AUGGACGGUGCGGGCGGCGCUGCCGAAGGGGAGCGCGGAGCGCGCGGAGCCCACGGAGCCCGCGGAGCCCACGGCGCGAGGACGUCUCCGGGCUCCUCCGUCCCCGCCGCCGCCGCCACCGCCGCCGCCGCCUCGGGGGUCGCUCAGCGCCGGCGCUCGCAGCACCAGCGCGGGGCUCGGCCUCUCGCCCGCCGGCGCUCGCCUGCUGCGGGAGCGGAGAUGGGGCCGCGUGGCGCAGCCGCCGUGGCCGUGGCGCUGUGGGUGCUGGUGGCGGCGGGCGACGCGGCGGAGCCUGGCGCGGCGACGCCCCGGCGCUGCCUCCUGUCGCACUACCGCUCGCUGGACCCCAGGGCGCUGGCGGCCGUCCAGGCGCUGCGGGACCAAUACGAGGAGGACACGCUGAGCUGGCGGCCGCGCAACUGCUCCUUCCGCCCGAGGAGGGAUCCUCCGCGGCCCUGGUCGUGCGCGCGCCUCCGCCUGGUGGCCCGGGGCCUGGAGGACGCCCAGGCCGUGCUGAGCCGCCUGCGGAGCCCCGAGAGGUUGCCCGGCACCGGCCCGACCCUGGAGCUGCUGGCGGCCGCGCGGCGGGACGUGGGGGCCUGCCUCGAGCUGGCCCGGCCAGGCUCCCGGGGCAAGUCCGUGCGGCCGCCGAGGAGGCGUCCCCAGAGGCGGAGAGCUGACUCGCCUCGGUGCCACGAAGCCAGCGUGAUCUUCAACCUCCUGCGCCUGCUCACGAGGGACCUGAGGCUGGUGGCGGACUCCGGGCCUUGUCUCUGA
This is a messenger RNA of Nyctereutes procyonoides (raccoon dog), 777 nucleotides long. RefSeq names its product interferon lambda-4-like. The record is from RefSeq and is a predicted model, not a curated record. Lineage: Eukaryota; Metazoa; Chordata; Mammalia; Carnivora; Canidae. Gene Ontology annotation, biological process: positive regulation of immune response; innate immune response; defense response to virus. The transcript is spliced from 6 exons. The coding region runs from base 1 to 777 and encodes 258 amino acids. Gene Ontology annotation, molecular function: cytokine activity.